This is a messenger RNA of Phragmites australis (common reed), 1630 nucleotides long. Its product is annotated as 3-hydroxyisobutyryl-CoA hydrolase-like protein 5. The transcript has 15 exons. The coding region runs from base 283 to 1437 and encodes 384 amino acids. Gene Ontology annotation, molecular function: 3-hydroxyisobutyryl-CoA hydrolase activity. Lineage: Eukaryota; Viridiplantae; Streptophyta; Magnoliopsida; Poales; Poaceae. The record is from RefSeq and is a predicted model, not a curated record. Gene Ontology annotation, biological process: L-valine catabolic process.
CAAAUCUGCAAUUCUUCACGGGCGCAGCGACCUACAGGUCCCUGUUCUUCAAGCCGCACCUACCCCCGCUUGCCCACUCCACCACCAUCUCCAGCCGCGACUCGCGAGCUCACCACCUACGCCCCCCUUACCUACCCCACCGUCCGCAGCUGGAGAUCCCCUGCCCCUCCCUCCUUAGUCUUCCUUACACACCCGCGAACCACCCAUUGUCUCUCUCACUCCUCACCACGCGAACCGAUACACGCGCGCAGGGUAGAGAGAGAACCUUCAGUUCAAUACCUGAUGGCUCAGCAGCGACCGAACCCUGAGGAGGUGGUCCUCGGGCAGGAGAUCGGCGGCGCGAGAGUGAUCUCACUGAACCGCCCGCGCCAGCUCAACGGCAUCUCCGAUAGAGUGGUCUAUCUCCUCGCCCAGUUCUUGGAGAAGUGGGAGGAAGAUGACUGCGCCAAACUGGUCAUUUUUAAGGGAGCUGGACGUGCAUUUUCUGCUGGUGGGGACCUAAAGAUGUUCUAUGAAGGGAAAUCAGAUGAUUCCUGCCUCGAGGUUGUGUAUAGGAUGUACUGGCUCUGCUAUCACAUUCAUACGUACAAGAAAACUACGGUAGCUCUUGUUAAUGGACUUGUCAUGGGUGGAGGUGCUGCUAUGGUUGCUCCAUUGAAGUUUGCAGUUGUCACUGAGAAAACAAUUUUUGCUACUCCCGAAGCAAGUGUUGGAUUGCACACAGAUUGUAGCUUUUCCUACAUCUAUUCUCGUCUCCCUGGAUAUUUAGGGGAGUACCUGGCUUUAACUGGUGCUAGGUUGAAUGCAAAGGAAAUGAUUUCUGCCGGCCUUGCUACUCAUUUUGUUCCUUCUGAAAAAUUGGAGGAACUCGAGAAACGUUUACUGAAUAUAAACACAGGUGAUGAAUCUGCAGUUCGAGCUGUCAUUGAAGAAUUAUCUACAGACGUUCAAUCUGAUGAAGAGAGUAUUUUGAACAAGCUCCCAACCAUCAACAAAUGUUUCUCUGCUGAGACUGUUGAGGAUAUCAUAAAGGCAUUUGAAUCAGAAGCAAGCACUGACGGAAACCAAUGGAUAGCUCCAGUCCUGAAGGGUAUGAGAAGAUCAUCUCCUACUGCGUUGAAGAUCACUCUGAGAUCGAUUAGAGAAGGGCGAAAACAGAGUUUGCCUGAAUGUUUGAAGAAGGAAUUCAGGCUUACAAUGAAUAUUCUCCGAUCUGUUGUCACUGGUGAUGUAUAUGAGGGCAUCAGAGCUCUUAGUAUCGACAAAGACAAUGCCCCAAAGUGGAGUCCUGCUACCCUUGAGGAGGUGAAGAACGAGGACAUUGACCGUGUGUUCCAGCCGUUCAGUUCAGAGCAGGAGCUCCAUGUCCCAUCUGACGACUCCAACAGGUGGAAUGGCAAAUAUGAGAACACAGUCUAUGCCAGAGCCACGCAGUAACUGCAUACAGAUACCGGCCUUUGCAUCUUGGCAGCCCGGACGAUUCCUUCUCAUCACGGCAUAACGGAAGGGUUUUAGUUUGUGACACGCAUGUCGAGUGUUUAUGUAGUGUUCAACCGGUGCAACAAUGCCUGAACAGCUGAAAAAAUUACACAAUGACACGAAGAAAUAAAGCAUAUGGAGUUUGAUCACA